Engraulis encrasicolus (European anchovy) is the source of this 1852-nucleotide messenger RNA. Its product is annotated as 5-hydroxytryptamine receptor 3C-like. The record is from RefSeq and is a predicted model, not a curated record. The coding region runs from base 32 to 1054 and encodes 340 amino acids. Gene Ontology annotation, molecular function: acetylcholine-gated monoatomic cation-selective channel activity; transmembrane signaling receptor activity. Gene Ontology annotation, cellular component: synapse; plasma membrane; neuron projection. Lineage: Eukaryota; Metazoa; Chordata; Actinopteri; Clupeiformes; Engraulidae. Gene Ontology annotation, biological process: nervous system process; chemical synaptic transmission; regulation of membrane potential. The transcript is spliced from 7 exons.
AAAGGCUCAGAGCUUCUCACCACAGGUCUACAUGGUCGUGGGCUGGGUGAAUGAGUUCACCCGCUGGACGCCUGAAGACUUCUGUGGAAUCAGACGCAUCUCUGUUCCCAAAGACAAGCUAUGGAUGCCUGACCUGACCAUCACAGAAAACAUAGAGACGGAAGCGGCCAUGAAAGAGAGCCCCUAUGCCCAGCUGCUGCCGGGGGGCGUGGUGUACACCACUGACAGCUACCGCAUGACCACCUCCUGCAGGAUGGACCUCUAUAAGUUCCCCUUCGACACCCAGCGAUGCACCAUCACACUCAUAUCAUUCAUCUACCCCAUUGAGGAGCUGAGGCUGAUGUCGUCCUACAACGCCUCCACGGUGACGGAGAACUCCCGCAAGAUGUUCCAGUCCAUGGGGGAGUGGGAGCUGAUCAACGUGGACAUCAGCAGAGUCAACCUCACCAUAGGGGUCUUCGUCUGGGAUCGGCUCAUCUACACGGUCAGCAUGGGCAGGAAGCCCCUCCUCUACGUGGUGAACUUCCUGCUCCCCGUGCUCUACUUCCUGCUGCUGGACCUGGCCUCCUUCUUCAUCAGCGAGCGCGGCGGCGAGAAGCUCAGCUUCAAGGUCACCGUGCUGCUGGCCAUCUCCGUGCUGCUGCUCAUCCUACACGACAUGCUGCCCUCCACCGACCAGCACAUCCCCCUGAUUGGGAUCUAUUGUUUGGGGAUCUUCUCGUUUGUGGCGCUGAGUCUGCUGGAGACCAUCUUUGUCAGUUUCCUCCUGAGGACGGGAUCUCGGAGGGCCAGGACAGCCACGAACCCUGCUAUGACCCCAGCUUUGACCCCAGUAGUGACCUCCGCCCCAGAAGGGUCACCUGACAGCGAGCAAGGAGUGGACAUGGCCAAAGACACCUGGACUUGUGGACCGGAGGGUGUGUGUGUGAACAGGCUGGCGGAGGGUGUGUGUGUGGCCAGACUGGCCAGGGUCAUCGAUGUCAUCUACUUCCUGUCCUACCUCGUCAGCGUCACCAUUUUCCUGCUGUUGACGACACUCAACUGGUUCUACUAGCGCUGAGUGAAUGUGAAGCAUACUACGUAAAGUGCUUUGAGUGCUCGAAGGAGUGGAAAGGCCCUAUAUGAAUGCAGUCGAUUUACCAUUUUCACAGUGCUCUCCUCCCCAUUUCUAAGAAUGCAUUCAAAUUUAGGCCCAAUGUUCCAUGCCAGGGAGAAGGGCAUGUUCUCUCAGUUUACUCUGAAAUGUGGGAACAUGGGGAUGUGGAACAUAGGGCCUAUAUUUGAAUAAUUUCUUUAAAAUGUGGGAACAUGCAGCAGCACGAAUAAGCUGUAGGGACCAAUGGCUUGUAGGACCAAUGGGCUGUGGGACCAAUGGGCUGUGGAAACAUAGAGCUGACCCCCUCCAGCAGCUGCUGUGCUUAGGCUUGAUGACUGACUGGCAACUCACCCAGCUAAUUGGGGCCUUCUUUAUCUAAAAAAAAAACCUAGUACGCUGAAAUACUUUUAAUUUGCUUUUGUGUUUUCAUUUAUUUUGUUUGCUGUGUUUCUUUUUUUCUAGUGUUUUCAUUUUGUUUAACAAUUUAUUUGUUUAGGGGGAUAGCCCCUUGAGAUAAGAUACCUCGUUUUCGAGGGGGUGUUUGCAGUGGUUAAUUUUGGUUUCCAGUCCUUUUGUUAUAUUUGUUAUAUUUCAUUGUUUCCUCAGCGUAUCUGUGUUUUGUUGUAAGGAACCUCCACCAGGGUGCAGGGCUGGCCCAAAACUGGGACAGGAUGCGAGGCUGUUAAAUUGUACAGAUAAACAGUGCAUUGACCUGGGACAACCUCCAACUUCUCGUUUGGUUUCAUACAAAUUGCG